AUGCAGAGCAUGAGCCCUCCGGGAGGCCGCGUCCUCUCUGAGGACCAGUUCAGCUGCUCCAUCUGUCUGGAGGUGUUCGUGGAGCCCGUUUCCACACCCUGCGGCCACAGCUUCUGUAAGGCCUGCCUGCAGGGCUACUGGAACCACAGCAAGAAGUUCACCUGCCCCAUGUGCAAGAAGAGCUACUCCAGAAAACCUGAGAUGAGCGUCAACAGAGUCCUGGCUGAAAUCUCCUCCCAGUUCCAGGAGAUGAUGCAGGCCGGAGGAGCUGGAGGGGCCGUGGGGGCCAAGGGAGCCUCACGGGGAUCCACCCUGAAUCUGAGUGCAGACGUGAGCCCCAGGGGCUUCGCUGCAGGGUCCGGCUCCGGGGAGUUUGCCCAAGCUGGGGAGGUUCCCUGUGACGCCUGUAUUGGAAGGAAGGUUAGGGCGCUCAAGUCUUGUUUGAGCUGUCCUGGAUCAUUCUGUGAGGUUCACCUCAGACAUCAUAAAAAGGUGAAGUCUCUGACAUUUCAUCGUCUGAUCGAACCCACUUUCAACCUGGAGGAGAAGAUCUGUAGGAAACACGAACGUCUUCUGGAGGUCUACUGCCGCUCGGACCACUCCUGCAUCUGCACGGCCUGCGCCGAGACCACACACAAGUCCCACGACAUUGUCUCCGCUGACCACGAGUGGAAGAAGAAGAUGAGUAAUCUGGGUAAGAAGAGGUCGGAGCUCAAACAUUUGAUCAAGGAGAGAGCCAAGAAACUGGAGGAGAUCAAACAAUCCAUCAAAGUCAUCAAGGCCAGCUCUCAGAGGGAGCUGGAGGAGAGCUGGCAGGUGUAUGCCGAGCUGCAGCGCAUUGUGGAGCAGAGUCAGGCGGAGCUGGUGGAGCUGAUCGCCACGAGGCAACGCGAGGCCGAGCGUCACGCUCAGGAACUUGCCCGAGGUUUGGAGAACGAACUCAGCCAACUGAGGAGGAGGAGCAACGAGCUGGAGGCCUACGCACAGACCCAGGACAAGGUGGUCUUCCUGCAGAACCUGGCGACGCUGGCGCCCCCACCCGAGCCCACCGAUUGGUCGGCAGUCAGCAUCAACACUGACCUGUACCUGGGAACCAUCCGCUCCUCCGUCAGCAGCCUCAUGGACAAGUUCCAGGAGGAGCUCAAGAGACUGUACGGGAAAGAGCUCCGGAAGGUGCAGAACUAUUCGAGUGAGGUGAUUUUGGAUGCUUCCACAGCCCAGAGGAACCUGGUGGUGUCCGAUGACGGAGGCCAGGUGAGAUAUGAAGAUCGUAAGAACGCCCACUUUGAGGGUCCCAAACGCUUCAGCCCCGCCCUCUUCGUCCUGGGCCUAGAGUGUCUCAGCUCUGGGCGACACUACUGGGAGGUGGACGUGGGGCGCAAGACGGCCUGGACGCUCGGCGUGGCCAGCGCCUCAGCCCGCCGCAAGGGAGAGAUCAAGCUGAGUCCUGAGGGUGGGUACUGGUGCCUGUGGCUCAAGAACAGCGAGGUGAAAGCUUUGGCAUCGUCCCGCCUGCCUCUACUGCUGCCGUCCCCUCCCACUAAAGUGGGAAUCUUCGUGGAUUAUGAAGGAGGCCAGGUUUCUUUCUAUGAUGUGAAGGCGCGUCUGCAUCUCUAUACCUUCGUGGAUACCUUUAAAGAGAGCCUGUACCCAAUAUUCAGCCCAUGUCUGGCCCAUGAGGGGAAGAACUCUUCUCCUCUCAUUAUAUCCCCUGUCAAACACACCUGAGUCUGACAGCCAAUCAAAAGCCUGGAGAGUCAGUCAGCAUUCAACUUGUAUAACAUCUUUAGGUGAAAAAAAGUUUAGUGCAAAGCGCAGAUACGUUUUAAUUUUCAUUUUGAACAGAUCAUUUUGUCCUUUUUAUUGGUCUUUUUUUCUUCUCAAUGGGCCAACUUUACGACAUAUUUACUUGUUCUGCAAUGCACUUUACCUCAAGCUACUUUCAAUCUAAUGAAAUAAAAUCACAGCUAGUCAUUUUGCACAUCAAAUCUACCCACUACAACACUUUCUCAUCAUACAGGCACGUUAUUGCAUUUGCUCAAGUUAAACCAGGCUCAACACAGAUCC
Messenger RNA from Sander lucioperca (pikeperch), 2067 nucleotides. RefSeq names its product nuclear factor 7, brain-like. NCBI's taxonomy places the organism in Eukaryota, Metazoa, Chordata, Actinopteri, Perciformes, Percidae. The coding region runs from base 1 to 1728 and encodes 575 amino acids. The record is from RefSeq and is a predicted model, not a curated record. The transcript has 8 exons. Gene Ontology annotation, molecular function: protein binding; zinc ion binding.